Molecule: messenger RNA, 612 nt
Organism: Closterium sp. NIES-65
Lineage: Eukaryota; Viridiplantae; Streptophyta; Zygnematophyceae; Desmidiales; Closteriaceae
Source: the annotation of a GenBank genome assembly
AUGCUCAUUCGCUCUUUCACGAGCUCUCUCAUGCGCUCUUUCACGCGCUCUCUCACGCACUCUCUCACGCGCUCUCUUACGCGCUCUUUCACGCUCUCUCACGCGCUCUUUUACGCUCUCUCACGCGCUCUCACAUGCACUCUCAGGCACACUCUCACACGCUCUCUCUUGCGCACUCUCACGCGCAUUCUCUCUCUCACGCACACCCUCACGCGCAUUCUCUCUCGUGCACUCUCACGCGCAUUCUCUCUCUCUCACGCACUCACUCACGCGCUCUCUCACGCGCGUCUCUCACGCACACUCUCACUAGCACUCUCACGCUCUAACACGCGCUCUCUCGUGCGCUCUCUCACGCGCUUCUCUCACACGCUCACUCACGCGCAUCUCACGCACACCCUCACGCACUCUCUCACGAGCUCACUCACGCUCUCACACGCGCUCUCUCACAUGCUCUCUCAUACGCAAUCUCACGCGCUCUCUCACGCGCUUUCUCAUGCUCUCUCUCACGCGCCCUCUCACGCUCUCACACGCGCUCUCUCACAUGCUCUCUCAUACGCAACCUCACGCGCUCUCUCACGCUCUCUCUCACGCGCUCUCUCGCACGCUCUCUAA